AGAGCGCUCUUCCUCCUCCUCCUCUGCCAGCAUGUUUCUUCCCAGUGCAAGAUCCUUCGCUGCAACUCGGAGUACGUGGCAGCCACCCUCAACCUGCGCGGCCCCAGCAGGACCGCGGCCUUCUGCAGCGCCCUGCGCUCCUACUCGCACUGCACGCGCAAGACGGCCCGCACGUGCCGGGGUGACCUGGCCUACCACUCUGCCGUCCACGGCAUCGAGGACCUCAUGAUCCAGAACAACUGCUCCAAGGAAGGUCCCGUCUCCCCGCCCCGACCCCGGCCGCCGGCCCCCAACCACCACCGGGGCUUGGAGCCCCUGGAUAUCUGCAACUACGAGAAGAGUUUCCUCUACAAGCACGGGCAGCCGCCCAGCUACCAGCACUGCGCGGCCUUUGGGGACCCCCACAUCCGCACUUUCCAUGACGACUUCCACACUUGCAGGGUGGAGGGCUCCUGGCCCCUCUUGGACAACRACUACUUGUUCGUGCAAGCCACCAGCUCGCCGGUGGCCAAGGGCUCCAAYGCUACGGUUACUAGCAAGCUCACCAUCAUAUUCAAGACCAUGAAGGAGUGCGUUGAGCAGAAGGUCUACCAGGCGGAGAUCGACAACGUUCCCGCCGCCUUCGAGGACGGCUCGGUGAACGGCGGCGAGAGGCCGGGCGGAAGCAGCUUGGCUAUCCGGGAACACACGCCCGGGCGGCACGUGGAGAUCCGCGCCGAGUACAUCGGCACCACCAUCGCCGUCCGGCAGGCCGGGCGCCAGCUCUCCUUCUCCAUCCGUGCGGCCGAGGAGGUGGCAGGCGCCUUCACGGAGGAGCAGGACCUGCAGCUCUGCGUGGGCGGCUGUCCCCGCAGCCAGCGCAUCUCCCGCAGCAGGUGCUGCCCGGGCCGGAUGGCAGCGGAGACGGCCCGCGCGCUCUGCAAGGAGAGGCUGCCCGUGGAGGACGUCUACUUCCAGUCGUGCGUCUUCGACGUGGUGACCUCAGGGGAUGCCAACUUCACCAUGGCCGCGCAUGGAGCAUUGGAGGAUGCCCGUGUCUUCCUUCCCAACGCUGAGAAGCUGCACAUCUUCCAGGCUGCAGCAGGCUGCUGGCAUACCUCUUCCUCCUUCCUCCUCUUCCUCCUCCCCUCUAGUCUUUGGGCUAUUUGCUGGCACUCGUAA
Molecule: messenger RNA, 1161 nt
Organism: Nothoprocta perdicaria
Lineage: Eukaryota; Metazoa; Chordata; Aves; Tinamiformes; Tinamidae
Gene: HJV
Product: hemojuvelin BMP co-receptor
Exons: 3
Coding region: 226-1161 (311 amino acids)
Biological process (GO): BMP signaling pathway
Cellular component (GO): plasma membrane
Molecular function (GO): coreceptor activity
Source: RefSeq, a predicted model, not a curated record